This is a messenger RNA of Procambarus clarkii (red swamp crayfish), 882 nucleotides long. The record is from RefSeq and is a predicted model, not a curated record. Lineage: Eukaryota; Metazoa; Arthropoda; Malacostraca; Decapoda; Cambaridae.
AUGGGGAUGGAAUGGCGACCUGGCAAGGCUUUUGCUGUGUCGACCAGUCCAUGUAGUUGGACAGUAAACAUUGUGAGGAAUGAGUCUUAUUUCCACCGGAAGAUCACUUACGUACGCUUCUACGUACGCUUUUACGUACGCUUCUACGUAUGCUUUUCCGUACGCUUCUACGUACGCUUCUACGUACGCUUCUACGCACGCUUCUACGCACGCUUCUACGCACGCUUCUACGCACGCUUCUACGCACGCUUCUACGUACGCUUCUACGUACGCUUCUACGUACGCUUCUACAUACGCUUCUACGCACGCUUCUACGUACGCUUCUACGUACGCUUCUACGCACGCUUCUACGCACGCUUCUACGCACGCUUCUACGCACGCUUCUACGCACGCUUCUACGUACGCUUCUACGUACGCUUCUACGUACGCUUCAACGUAUGCUUUUCCGUACGCUUCUACGUACGCUUCUACGUACGCUUCUACGCACGCUUCUACGCACGCUUCUACGCACGCUUCUACGCACGCUUCUAUGCACGCUUCUACGUACGCUUCUACGUACGCUUCUACGUACGCUUCUACGUACGCUUCUACGCACGCUUCUACGUACGCUUCUACGCACGCUUCUACGCACGCUUCUACGUACGCUUCUACGUACGCUUCUACGUACGCUUCUACGUACGCUUCUACGUACGCUUUUACGUACGCUUCUACGUACGCUUCUACGCACGCUUCUACGUACGCUUCUACGUACGCUUCUACAUACGCUUCUACCUACGCUUCUACUUACGCUUCUACGUACGCUUUUCCGUACGCUUUUUUGAGCGUAUAACCGCAGCUUGUGUCAUGUAUCAUCAUCCGUGCCUGGUGAGGACAGCUUGGUGA